AUGGGCUUUGCAUCCAGUGGUUUCCACUGCCGCCGACACAUAAGACCAGAAGUAGGCCACGUGGCCUACUUCCGGUCUUAUGCAUCAGUGGCAGUGGAAGCCGCCGGACACAAAGAUGAUGGCAGCAGUGGUGGAGCAGAUGCAUACCGAAUUAUCAACUCAAUGAAUAUGUUAACCUCCCUGGUAAAUCAAACUGCCAUCACAGAAUUCAUCCUCCUGGGAUUUGGAAACCGUCCUGAACUCCAGGCACUCCUCUUCUGGCUUUUCCUAAGCAUUUAUGUUUUGUCCAUGAUUGGGAACCUUCUCAUUGUUGUGUUGGUUGUGAAUGAUAGGCAUCUUCACACACCCAUGUAUUUCUUCCUGGGAAACCUGUCCUGUUUGGAAAUUUGCUAUUCCUCAACCAUUCUCCCAAGGAUGCUGGGCAGUUUUCUAACAGGGAACAGAACAAUCUCUUUCUCUGCUUGCUUUAUACAAUUAUAUUUAUUUGGUUUUCUGCUGACUGCAGAAACAUGCCUUUUAUCUGUGAUGUCUUACGAUCGGUAUUUAGCCAUUUGCAGACCACUGCAAUAUUCGUUCCACAUGAAUAACAAGAUCUGUAUCUCUUUAGCAGCUGGGUCCUGGCUAAGUGGCUGCUUUACAGUCGCUGCCCCGGUUACAUGGCUGGCACAAUUAACUUAUUGUGGCUUCAAUGGAAUUGACCAUUUCUUCUGUGAUUUCAUACCUCUAACUAAGCUGGCCUGCAGUGAUAUUUCCCUGCUUAUGGACAUAGCUCUUAUACACUCUUCUCUCUUCACUUUCCCUUUAUUUAUGUUUACUGUGACAUCUUACAUUUGUAUCAUAUCAGCCAUUUUGAAAAUCCCUUCCACCUCUGGGAGGCAAAAGGCAUUUUCUACCUGCUCCUCUCACCUUAUCGUAGUUACCAUUUUCUAUGGGUCCUUAAUGAUUGUUUAUCUCCUACCAGAUGACCCCAUAAUAAGAGGCUCAACCAAAGCACUCUCAGUUUUAUACACCAUUCUUACCCCAAUGGUCAAUCCCCUCAUAUACACUUUAAGGAACAAGGAGGUGAAGGAGGCUUUGAGAAAAUUAGUCUAG
Messenger RNA from Elgaria multicarinata webbii, 1092 nucleotides. RefSeq names its product olfactory receptor 5J3-like. Gene Ontology annotation, cellular component: membrane. Gene Ontology annotation, biological process: G protein-coupled receptor signaling pathway. Lineage: Eukaryota; Metazoa; Chordata; Lepidosauria; Squamata; Anguidae. The transcript has 3 exons. Gene Ontology annotation, molecular function: G protein-coupled receptor activity; odorant binding; olfactory receptor activity. The coding region runs from base 1 to 1092 and encodes 363 amino acids. The record is from RefSeq and is a predicted model, not a curated record.